GAGUUGACGUAAUCUCUCCAGUAAAUCAAGGCAAUCCAUCAAUUCUUCUUUUCGCCUGUGUGCAGAUCAGACGUCCGCCUUCCCAUCUCUACUGGAAAAUAAACUCGUCAAGGGGUCGCCGGCAGCAGUCCAUCCGGCGGAGGAUACCGCUAUAAUGGGUGAUUUCCACCUGAGUGGACUUUACAACAGUUUUCGCGCUUGCGGAUUUUGAUAGAAAACAACACAGCUUGAAACGCCCGCUAGCUAGCGUUAGUUCUCGCCGCUGUCCUGUGGUGUUAUCUUGGUGAAGUCUUCAAACGAGGGAUAUCAAAGGAAUCUUACUUGUGGUCGUUUCUAAACCACAAAGAUGUCGGGGGCAUCUGUAAAAGUUGCGGUUCGAGUUCGGCCCUUCAACUCCAGGGAGACGGGCAAGGACUCCAAAUGCAUCAUUCACAUGCAAGGCAACACUACAACUAUUCUCAACCCCAAACAGCCAAAGGAACCGGCAAAGACCUUCAGUUUUGAUUACUCAUACUGGUCGCACACUACGCCGGAAGACCCCAGCUUUGCAUCACAGAACCGUGUGUUCAAUGAUAUUGGCAAAGAAAUGCUGGCCCACGCGUUUGAGGGCUACAACGUCUGCAUCUUCGCUUAUGGCCAGACAGGAUCGGGCAAAUCCUACACCAUGAUGGGCCGGCAGGACGAGGGGCAGGAAGGAAUCAUUCCCAUGCUUUGUGAAGAUCUAUUCUUUAAAAUCAAUGAUGAGGACAACAAAGAGGAGCUCGCCUACUCAGUAGAGGUCAGUUACAUGGAGAUCUACUGUGAGCGGGUGCGAGAUUUGCUUAACCCCAAGAACAAGGGGAAUUUACGAGUGCGAGAGCACCCUUUACUGGGUCCCUAUGUGGAGGACCUCUCCAAGCUAGCUGUCACCUCCUACACAGACAUCGCUGACCUCAUGGAUGCAGGCAACAAGGCCAGAACCGUGGCUGCCACCAACAUGAAUGAGACCAGCAGCCGGUCCCACGCUGUUUUCACCAUCGUCUUCACACAGAAGAAACACGACAGCAAAUCAGAUCUCUCCACAGAGAAGGUCAGUAAAAUCAGUCUGGUAGACUUGGCAGGAAGUGAACGAGCAGAUUCCACUGGAGCUACAGGUACCAGGCUAAAGGAGGGAGCCAACAUCAACAAAUCCCUCACCACGUUAGGAAAGGUUAUCUCCGCCCUGGCUGAAGUGGAUCACUCUACCAGCAAGAGCAAGAAGAAGAAGAAGACUGACUUCAUCCCGUACAGAGACUCUGUUUUGACAUGGCUGCUGAGGGAGAACCUUGGUGGAAACUCAAGAACGGCCAUGGUAGCUGCCCUCAGUCCUGCAGAUAUCAACUACGAUGAAACUCUCAGCACGCUCCGCUAUGCCGACCGAGCUAAGAACAUCAAAUGUAAUGCUGUCAUCAAUGAGGAUCCCAACAACAGGCUGGUGCGCGACCUCAAGGACGAAGUGUCUCGACUGAAGGAGCUGCUCCGUGCUCAGGGCCUAGGGGACAUCCUAGACAUUGAUCCUAUGGGGGAUGAUUGCCCCGGAAGUGGAAUCAAAUACCUGAAAGACAUUCAGAACAAUAAGCAUAGAUACUUGAUAGCCUCAGAGAAUCAACGCCCUGGCCAUUUCUCCACAGCCCCUAUUGGUUCCCUGACAGCCUCACCGUCCUCUGGCUCGCUGUGCAACCAGGGGGGCCUUCAGUCUGCCACCAGCAUCCAGGAGCGCAUCAUGUCCACCCCUGGAGGAGAGGAGGCCAUCGAGAGACUCAAGGAAUCAGAAAAGAUUAUUGCCGAGCUCAAUGAAACCUGGGAAGAGAAACUGCGAAAGACUGAGGCAAUCCGCAUGGAGAGGGAGGCAUUGCUUGCAGAGAUGGGUGUGGCAAUCCGUGAAGAUGGAGGCACUUUGGGGGUCUUCUCUCCUAAAAAGACUCCACACCUGGUUAACCUGAAUGAGGAUCCUCUCAUGUCAGAGUGCCUGCUCUACUACAUCAAAGACGGAAUUACAAGGGUGGGUCAGGCUGAUGCUGAAAGACGUCAGGACAUUGUUUUAAGUGGUGCUCAUAUCAGGGAAGAGCACUGCGUCUUCCGCAGCGAGAGGAAUCUCAAUGGAAAUGUUGUCGUCAUGCUGGUGCCAUGCGAGGGAUCUGAAACGUACGUCAACGGCAAGCGUGUUGAGGAUUCAAUCCAGCUACGUUCAGGUAACCGUAUCAUUAUGGGAAAGAACCAUGUGUUCCGGUUUAACCAUCCAGAGCAGGCACGAGCUGAAAGGGAAAAGACGCCAACGGCAGAAACCCCCGUGGAGCCGGUUGAUUGGACCUUUGCUCAGAGAGAGCUGCUGGAGAAGCAGGGCAUCGAUAUGAAGCAGGAGAUGGAGAAAAGGCUCACUGAGAUGGAAAUCUUGUACAAAAAGGAAAAGGAAGAAGCAGACCAACUUCUGGAGCAGCAGCGACUGGUGUACGAGAGCAAAUUGCAGGAGCUUCAGAAACAGGUGGAGACUAUUUCUGUGGUUACCGAGACACCUGAUGAAGAAGAGUUGGAGGAGGAUGAGGAGGAGGAGGAGGAAGAGCCUAAACUUCUGGGAUUGCCGUGGACUCAGCACGAGUUUGAGUUAGCUCAGUGGUCUUUCAGGAAGUGGAGGUACCACCAGUUCACCUCCCUCCGCGACCAGCUGUGGGGAAGCGCCGUCUACCUGAAGGAGGCCAACGCCAUCAGUGUGGAGCUAAAGAAGAAAGUCCAGUUCCAGUUUGUCUUGCUGACAGACACUCUGUACUCUCCGCUGCCCCCUGAGCUCGUGUCUCCAGAGCCAGAGAAAGAGCGCGACGCCCGGCCUUUCCCCCGCACCGUGGUGGCCGUAGAGGUUCAGGACCUGAAGAACGGAGCCACACACUACUGGUCCCUCGAAAAACUCAAGCAGAGGCUGGAGCAGAUGAGGGAGAUGUACGACCGCGCUGGAGAAAUGGCCUCCACCAACCAGGAGGACGGAGAGGGCUCUCUGACAGGAAAUGAUCCCUUCUAUGAUCGCUUCCAUUGGUUUAAACUGGUUGGGAGCUCCCCGAUCUUCAACGGUUGUGUAAAUGAGCGCCUGGCCGACCGCACGCCCUCUCCGACCUUCUCCACCACGGACUCUGAGAUCACCGAGCUGGCGGACGAGCGUCAGAGCGAGAUGUCCGACCUGAUGGACGACGAGGCCUUUGUGGACGACACCAGCUCAGAUGCCGGCACCGAGGAGGGCUCGGACAUCUUCAGCGACGGCCAGGACCCCUUCUAUGACCGCUCCCCCUGGUUCAUCCUGGUGGGAAGAGCUUUCGUGUACCUGAGCAACCUGCUGUACCCUGUGCCACUGGUGCACCGUGUUGCCAUAGUAACAGAGAAGGGCGAGGUGCGUGGUUUCCUGCGUGUGGGGGUCCAGGCUAUAGCUGCUGACGAGGAGGCCCCAGACUACGGGUCAGGAGUUAGACAGUCAGGAACCGCCAAGAUUUCCUUUGAUGACGAGUACUUCAAAAAGAAUGACUUUUCCUCCGUGGUGAUGACCCACUCCGACCUGUCCCUGGAAGAGCUGCGCAUUGUGGAGGGUCAGGGCCAGAGUUCAGAGGCCACCACACCCUCAGAGGAGCUCAACAGAAUCAAUGACAUGGAUCUCAAGCUGGGUGACAUGGCUGACCCCAAGCUGAGCUGUGAUGAGGGUCUGGCGGGCCAGCUGGAGGUGGGCAGCAUCUUUACCUUCCGUGUCACGGUGCUCCAGGCCAGCGGCGUCCCACCGGAGUACGCAGACAUCUUCUGCCAGUUCAAUUUCCUGCACCGUCAUGAUGAGGCCUUUUCCACUGAGCCUCUGAAGAACACCGGCAAAGGAGCUCCUCUGGGCUUUUACCACGUCCAGAACGUUUCUGUGGAGGUAACAGAGUCCUUCAUCGAGUACAUAAAGACCAAGCCCAUCGUGUUCGAGGUGUUCGGCCACUACCAGCAGCACCCGCUGCACCUUCAUGGCCAGGAGCUCAUCAGUCCUCCAACACAGUCAAGGAAGUACUACCCUAUUCCCAUGCCUCUCUCUAGACCAGUUCCAGCCACCAAGUUGAACACCAUCACCAAGUCCAACCUGGGUCAGUGUGUCAGCAAAUAUGACCUGCUGGUCUGGUUUGAGAUCAGCGAGCUGGAGCCCACCGGAGAGUACAUCCCGGCUGUAGUGGAUCACAGCGGAGGACUGCCAUGCAACGGCACCUACCUGCUGCACCAGGGGAUCCAGCGCAGGAUCACGGUGACUCUCAUCCAUGAGAAGGGAAGCGAGCUCCACUGGAAGGACGUGCGUGAGCUGGUCGUGGGCAAGAUGUUGAUGAGUUGUGCUGCUCUGUGUCCAUCAGGUCGUAUCAGGAGCAAGGCUGAGGUGGACGACAGCGCUGCUGAUGCUGUCCUGUCCCUCAACAUUAUCUCUGCCAAAAACAUCAAGUCAUCUCACAACUCCAACAGGACUUUCUACCGCUUCGAGGCAGUGUGGGACAGCUCCCUGCACAACUCCCUUCUGCUAAACCGAGUCACUCCUUAUGGAGAGAAAAUCUACAUGACCCUGUCUGCAUAUCUGGAGCUGGACCACUGCAUCCAGCCUGCUAUUAUUACCAAAGACAUCUGCAUGGUCUUCUACUCAAGAGACGCAAAGAUCUCCCCCCCACGUUCCCUCAGGAACCUCUUCGGGAGUGGAUACUCCAAAACCCCUGACUGCAAUCGCGUCACUGGCAUCUACGAGCUGAGCUUGUGUAAGAUGUCCGACACAGGCAGCCCAGGGAUGCAGCGGAGGAGGAGGAAGAUCCUGGACACAUCGGUGGCCUACGUGCGUGGAGAGGAGAACCUGGCUGGCUGGAGGCCCAGAGGAGACAGCCUCAUCCUGGAGCACCAAUGGGAGCUGGAGAAAAUGGAGCAGCUGCAUGAGGUGGAGAAGACCCGCCACCUGCUCCUGCUGAGGGAGAGGCUGGGAGACGAUGCUCCUGUGGGAACAGCCCCCCCCACCAAGUCCCUGAACGAGCUGCUGUCCCCCAGCAUGAGCACCGGCAGCCUGUCCACCUCCACCUCCAUCUCCUCGCAGAUCUCCAGCACCACCUUCGAGAGCGCCAUCACGCCCAGCGAGAGCAGCGGCUACGACUCGGCCGACAUCGAGAGCCUGGUGGAUCGUGAGAAGGAGCUGGCUACUAAGUGCUUGCGCCUCCUGACACAUAGCUUCAACAGUGAAUACAACCAAUUGGUCAACAGCAUCAGUGACUGCAAGCUGUCUGACAUCUCCCCAAUGGGACGGGACCCAUCAGUCCAGAGCUUCAGCAGCGCCACCCUCACCCCCUCCUCCACCUGCCCCUCUCUGUCCGACUCACGCUGUGGAUCCAUGGACCAAAAGACCCCAGAGAACAGCUCCCGUGCCUCCAGUCCCUCCUGCUCGGACUAUGAAAACUUCCCCAUGGUUCCCAGUCCGGAGACGUCCUACCUAGCACGCGCUGGAAAGAAAGAGUUCCUCAACUUGGUGCCUGAUAUUGAAGAAAUGAGGCCAGGAUCUGUAGUUUCCAAAAAAGGUUUCCUAAGCUUCAUGGAGCCGCGCUCCAACUCGUGGGUGAAGCACUUUGUGGUUGUGCGCCGCCCCUAUGUCUUCAUCUACAACAGCGACAAGGACCCGGUGGAGCGGGGGGUCCUCAACCUCUCCACAGCUCAGGUGGAGUACAGUGAAGACCAGCAGGCCAUGCUCAAGACUCCCAACACAUUUGCUGUGUGCACAAAACACAGAGGAAUCCUCCUGCAGGCCAACAACGAGAAAGACAUGAACGACUGGCUGUACGCUUUUAACCCCCUGCUGGCAGGAACGAUAAGAUCUAAGCUGGCGAGGAGGCGCGGCGGCCCGAUUAAGAACUGAGUGGGCCGAGCGGCACGCAGAAAAACAACGGCUUCCUCUCUUUCUGGAAAGCCUUUUGAACAAACCGAGUGUUAACACUUAUUAAUCAUUGUGAUUCUUGACAGUUUUCUCUUGUAAGUGGACUUGUGGCUUGAGUCUCCUUUCAUGCAACUAAAAGUUUCAGUUCCAGAUCAAUUUGCCUCCCCCGCUCCCUUCCACAUCCCUAUGCCAACUUAGCCUUCCUCCUCUCUAUUUCUCUCCCCCUGCUCCUCCGCUUUUUGUGUUUUUGUUUUUAUAACAAAGUUUGGGUCUAAUUUGAUUUGCUUUGUUGUCACUCCCUAACUCCCUAACUAGUAGCAUGUUGUAAUAGUCUACUUGUGUGUGCACGAUUCUACAGAAACGGUUCUUUCUGGACACUAAUUUUCAGUUUGCCAAUCAUCUGUAAAGAAAUUGUCUAUAUCAGUGUUAUCUGUCUCCACAGAAGAGUUUAACUAUUUUUUUUUAUUAAUAUGCCCGCAUGAUAACUGCAGCAGUCCUCAGGAGAAAACCAGUUUUGCUUUCCUAAAAUAAAUGUAAAUCUGAUAACUUAAAGUUUAAACCGUGAAAGGAAAAUAUACAAAUAUCUCCUAAAGUGACGUAUCAGUUCAUGUUCUGCUACAGAAGGCAAGGCUACUUCAAGAUCUAUUGCUGCUAAUGAAUUCAUAGGUUUUUCUUCUCUUAAUGAGAUUUGCAAUAGGAUGCCCCUGUAGCUCCCCUCUGCCGUCUACUAAACAACCUUUAGAAGCAAAAUGUCUGAAAAUUGUGUCUCAGCAAGACCAGGCAGCGCUGGGUUCCUACUGUCAUCCAUGUAAUAUAUAGACCCCGCCCAGUCCGUACACAUUCAUCAUCGACAACCCCUAUAGUGCCGUCAGCCAGUGAUUUCUUACAAUCAUGCAAUGUGUCAACAUCGAAAAUACACGCUAACAUGCAAACAUGUGUAAAGAACAUUUCAUAUCUCAGCAGUGAAAAUGUGACCAUGGAUUGUUCCUGCUAGGAGUAAAUAUUUGUCCCUGUCCUUUUGCUAUUUCAUCUCAAGAAACAGGUUUUGUAGAGGAGGAGGAGGAAGACGGACAGUACUCUAAAGUGAGAAUAUGAUUUGUACAUAACGUCUGUACUGGAAUCAGUGUGGUAGUUAACUCAAAUGUAAGACAUUCCUCUAGGCUCCUCUUUCCUUACACUAGGAUGUUGAGAGUAUUUAGUUAACCAUGCCGUACUGUACUUGUGAUACCGAAGACAAAACAACACCUGGGGAAAAGCGAGUAAGAAAGAGAAUAAAGUUGCAAUGCUCUAGCCUUGAAGCCAGAAGAUAAGUGAUGAAGCUGCUAGCUCAUAGCCUGCAGGACAGAUAGUGAAAGGUCCCAUGACUCCCCUCACUGUCAUGAUAGUGAAGUACUUACUGUUCAUCAGCACCACAGGUUACCACGUGUUCAUUUUCUAUUUGUGUUCUUGAAUUUAAACUCAUCUAACUCAUUGGGUUGACAUUUCUUUCCUUUUUUUAAAUUAUUAACAUUGGUUUUUUUUCUAAUGCUUUUAACCAUUCCACAGUGAAGUUUUAUACGAGAUGUAACAGAGGGCAUUGAUUUCUUGAGUUGUAACCAGCUUUACUUGUGUUUAACCUUAUUUUGCACAUUAACACAUAUCUAUAGCAAGACAAGGGCAGAUCACACAUGUUGAGUCCAAGAUUAUUUCUGAGUAUCAGGAACACUGAUUAGAGCACAUAUCGAGGCUACACUGGAUAGCUAUUUAUGAGAAAGAAAGAAGUGAUAUUUAAAGGGACGACAUAUACACAAAUGUUUUAUUUCUGAUAUUGUUUGUGGAAAUAUUUGCUCUGUACAAAACAGCUGCUACAAUUGGCUCAAAAAUAAAGGGUGCCUCUGUCUCUUCAAGUGUGAUACAGCAGGGCAAUAAAAACUCUGGCCAACCAACCAGUAGUAGCCCAGUGUAUAUUAUGUAAAGACAAUAGGGUUGAGUGGGAUGAAACAGAGGUAGUCAUCGCCUGUUACAAGUAUCAGUGGAAUUAUUAGGUACGUGUCUUCGAUGUUUUCUAAAGUAUAGAAAACAUUUGCCUCAGAAGUCAAAAUGAGUGACCAUUUCAGAGCGUCACUGCCCUCAGGUCGGCCAACCUGCCAGUCAGAGAAACAAAAAACUUUUGAAAUUAGAAAAGAAAAAUGGUCUGUCUAGAAAAAUAAUAAUGAACAACCAUCUAUGCACUGAUCAGGCUCUAAGUGCAACACAUUAACCUCAGCGUACUGUGGGAGAUAUCAACAUGAAGACCUGUCAGAGCAAACAUUUUCACUUUGCUGACUAUUUUGCAGAGGUGUAUUAUUUUGGAUUGUGUAUUUAUUGUUUGCAAUGUAAAUAUUAGUUUGCAGCUCUUUGCACAUAUUAAUAAAAGGUUCAACUAACUGAUCAAAUAAAGACUGUGCGGUUUAGUUGUUCUACUGAGUGAACCAAAUGACGGUGGGGCAGCCUCUUCUGGUCUGAACUGGGAGAGCGUUGAAUGUACUAUGAAGUGUUUUUCCAGCGUUUGAAAAAAGAAAAAAAAAAAAAGAUGAAAAGAGAACUAAUAUGUUUCUCACUGCCUCUUUUUCAGAGGAGGUGAGUUACAUUAGUGCUUCCUCUUUAUGAGAAAGUGGUUUGAUUGAAAGUUUGCGUUGGACUUUAAGCAUAUUUACUCCAGCCACUUGAAUUAUAACAAAACAAGAGUGGUUUUAACUCCUUUUAUUUUUUUCUAAUAUCAGGGAAUAUAAUACAAAGUAGCUCGUGACAUCUUAAAAGACAGUUUAGUAAUGUUGUGCUGGUGUCUUUCUUCACAACACUGUUUUUUUCUUUUCUUCCGUUGAUGCCUUGCAAAACAAAACUACCCAUGAUAUUCUCCAUCUCCCCUCCUGACAUUAUAAUAUUAGUUUACUGCGUUCCCUCUGGAUUAGUUCAUAAAAGAAAACGACAAACCACGACAUUAACACUGUACAUUAUUUGUUAGACUGGUUUCAUUUUCAUACUUAUUUUGUAAAUAUCCGUGUUGUAUGGAGCUUGAAUUAAAAUGUAAAUAUGUUUACUGUAUUUGUAAUAAUUAUAAUCCAUUCGCUGUAUAGCAUAGAUGUGUCAUGCAGAUAUCCUAAUUCUGUGUAUGGUAAUCUUGCACCAUUGAACUGUUUAGUGAAUGAGGCAACAAUAAAAGUGCAAACUGUGCAUUAGCAGAACAA
This is a messenger RNA of Gymnodraco acuticeps, 9117 nucleotides long. It is a transcript of the gene kif1b, whose product is annotated as kinesin family member 1B. Gene Ontology annotation, molecular function: microtubule motor activity; microtubule binding; ATP binding. Gene Ontology annotation, biological process: microtubule-based movement. NCBI's taxonomy places the organism in Eukaryota, Metazoa, Chordata, Actinopteri, Perciformes, Bathydraconidae. The transcript is spliced from 50 exons. The coding region runs from base 347 to 5893 and encodes 1848 amino acids. The record is from RefSeq and is a predicted model, not a curated record.